Menidia menidia (Atlantic silverside) is the source of this 2408-nucleotide messenger RNA. NCBI's taxonomy places the organism in Eukaryota, Metazoa, Chordata, Actinopteri, Atheriniformes, Atherinopsidae. The record is from the annotation of a GenBank genome assembly.
CUGUGUGAGGUGCGCUUCACAAUAGAGAGGAUCCUGUCUCUGGGAAUAGGUGAAGGGUUCACCUCCGCAGAACUGGUUUUUCAUUUUGCUCUGAUGACUCCUCGUUACUCUUUCGUUUAUGUUCUGUCAGUAUGGGUGACAUGUGGCCUGACGUCUACUUUGGAUCCCGGCUUUGGAGCAAAUGGAGGCCUUCCAAACGGCACGGACAGAAAGUCGGAUAGAGUAAGGACGGAAGCAACCCCAGAGGAAUGUCCCAAAAUCUAUGAUGAAGACUUGAGUGUUAGGGUGUUCAAAUGCUGUGGAAAGCUGGUGUAUGAUCGGCUAAAUGAAAUGUGCUGUGACCAAACCGUGAUGGCCAAACCUCAUCCUAUGGCUGAAUGUUGUGGCAAAGAAACGUAUGACAGCGAGAGACAGCUCUGCUGUGGUCCAAAAGGGAGAAAGAAAAUCCUGAACAAAACAACCCUUGACCAUCGGUGCUGCCUUGACAGGCAGUAUAACCCCAAAACUGAAUGUUGCUGUGGGCAACCUGUACCGAAAGCAUCUAAUCUCUCAGAUUGCUGCAUCCAGGAACAAAGAGGUGAGAAAGAAAUGAAACCUGAUCCCCGACCUAUCUGCGUUAAACCAUUGUCCGGUGUGUGUGGGUCACAUUGUUACGAUCCAAGCAAGCAGAGCUGCUGUCAGAGAGAACAAAGACAGCCUUUCUCGAGCUGUUCCUCAGGUCGAUAUGAUGCCAGUUUGUACAAUCCCAAUGAACUAAUCUGCUGUAAUGGGUGUUUGUCACCGUUGAAGCCGUGGAUGGAUCAGUGCUGUGGAGACACACCGUAUGGUUUAGCACAACGGGGAGUGCUCUGCUGUAAUGACACUUUGUACAAGAACGGAGAGGAUGGACAGCAUUGGUCAGUGAGCGGUCGUCCUCACAAGCCUGCCUACGGGACCUCUAGGAGGCAAUUCUCUGGAAAGCACUGCUGCGGGUCACAAACCUAUGAUCCCCAGAACGAGAUCUGCUGCAAUGGACAAAGACACCCCAAGGGGCUGAAUAUGCAUUGCUGUGGGCCUCAGGCUUACAACAUUUCAGACCCACUGAAGAAAUGCUGCGCCGGGACGCUGCACAACCUGACACCUGACAUGAAUGACAGUCAGUGUUGCGGAUCCUCUCUGAAAACCAAUAAGCAGACGGAAUGCUGUACAAGUGAGGGCAAUGAAGUGCUCUACAAAACCAAGGGAGGGUUCGAGUGCUGCAACCACCGUUACUACAACACUUCUCUUUGGGCCUGCUGCUCAGGGAGGCUGAGUCCUCGGUACAAAGAACGAAUCCAGGAUCCAUGUUAGUUCUAACUGGACGAAGUCAACGCAACGAUCCCUUGCGAGAAAUUGUUCAGUGGGGUUGUGGAGAGCAGAACUUUCGUGGUGAAAAAACCCAUCCAUCUAUAUCCUGAAAACUUGUCUGUGCAGCCAUCUUACGACCAACCAGGGAAGACAUACUUUGUCAUUACAACCAGCAUCUUCAUAGGUGUCAACCAUGACUCAAUUCUUCAGUCUAUUCAUUUCAUUCUCUAAUAUGUUCUCAGUAGAUCUCUUCUGGUUGGUAUGUUCUUGUUUAUUUGGUUUGUCAGUCAUUACUUAAACCAAAUAUUAAUUUUCCGAUGUAGUUAUUCCAGUCUAUCAGCUAUUUACUUUACUCGUAUAAUUAUCAUUAGUUGCACUAUUCUAUGUAUGUUGCUUUGCCACAUCAAGUACUGAUGUUUGUGACUCACUUACAGAACUUUUCACUUCUUAAAAGAACAUCAAGCGAUCCGAUAAUCCAAUAUGGUGCUGGGAAAAAUAUGAAUUCACUAUGGUCCCAUUGAAGUUUACAUUGUCUUGCGAGAGCUACAGCAAUAAAAACAAUGUUCCAGUCUACUGAGAGUAGACUGAAUAGGCAAUAACGUCUUUGAAAUGCCAUGGAAAACACAGGAAGAGUGUGUUCAUAAACUAAUCCUUAUCAGCUCAUAAGGUUUUUAUUUUGAAUAUAUCAGUCAAAAAGCUAAGUUGAGUUUUGAUUAACUGCACAUACACUUUCUAUCAGCUUCUGAAUGUAUACAUGUGAAUGAAAUAGAAUUAAAGCAAAGGCUCAGGUUUUCAUGUAUAAACAUGCAAUUUGAAUAUGCUAAUUUAAGACUCGAUUUUGUUUUGUUUUUCUAGCUCAGUUUUCAUACUGUGCCUAGCCGUGAAAGUAGCUGUAAGUUCCAUUCAUCCAUUUGUUGUAUCUGCUUAUUCUUGAGCCUAUCCCAAAUGUUUAUCUGAAAAGUGUGGUACUGAAUGUAUCUGUUUUGCAUGUUUAUUUACAUAUUUUACACGUUUGUUUUGAAUGUAAAACUGGGCGUUUUGCGCCUUCUUAUUCUCUUGUGAUAAAGUUAUUGAUAAAAAAC